This is a messenger RNA of Adineta steineri, 2864 nucleotides long. NCBI's taxonomy places the organism in Eukaryota, Metazoa, Rotifera, Eurotatoria, Adinetida, Adinetidae. The record is from the annotation of a GenBank genome assembly.
AGAAGUAGAAAACAAACUUUCGAAAGGUAUUGAACAUUUGGCUUGUACUGCUGUUGUUAAUAGUCGUCGUCGAGCAACAAUAAGUGGUGAUGAAAACAUUAUUGACGAAAUACAACAAAUACUUUCAAUCUCUUAUCCAAAUGUAUUUAAAGCACGUCUUUGUAUUGAAAAUGUAUUUCAUUUUUUACAUUGAAAGGUAUUCGUGGAUAUUCAAUAAAAGAUUAAAAACAAAUAUUUAAUCCGAUAUGUGCAACAGCAAAACUUUAUUCAAGUGUUAUUGGUGAACAAAUGAAUGAUAAUAUACCAGUUGAUGGUCAAAUGUAAGACAAGUUGUUCGAUUUUAUGAUGCUAUAGCAGCAACUAUAAAAGAUGAAGCAGUAAAUGUUUUUCUUGAAAUUUCAUCACAUCCAGUUGUAGCAAAAUUAAUUCGUGAAUGUUAUGAAUUAACAUAUCAACAGCAAUCACCACUUAUUCCUCCAGCAUUAAAACGAAAAGAAAAUCAACAAAUAACAUUACUUACUAGUCUAGCACAACUUUCAAUAUUAUCACAUGUAUGGCAACAAUAUUUUCAUACUCAUCAAAUUUUACCGAUGAAAAAUCAUGAAGAAUAUUUUGAUAAUUGUCCAUUAUAUAAAUUUCAUUUGAGUUCAUGUUGGUAUGAAUCAAAAGAUUCAUCUAUACAACGUUUAGCUAAUCGUAUACCUACUCAUCCAUUACUUGGUAUUCGUCAAUUCAAUGGACAAACAAAUCAUAAAAUUCAAGAUGCAAUUCUUUUUCCGGCUGUUGCUUAUCUUGAACUUGCAACAGCUGCUUGUCAUCAAUUACUUUCAUCAAAAGAAGAUGAUCAACAACAACCAACAAUUAUUUUUGAAGAUGUUAAAUUUGUUAAAGUACUUAUUUUGAAUGAACAUGAAUUAGUUGAAUUUUCAAAAAUUCAAACAUUAUCUAGUACUUCAACUACAAUUAUAUCUCAAUUAUCAAAUGAUAAUAAUAAUUGUUCAUCUUAUUAUUUACUUCAUCCAUAUCUAGUUCUAUUAUCAGGUAUUGAAACAACAUUUCUUCCAGUACGUAUUCAAAAAUUUAUUUAUUCAAGCAAAACAAAAACAAAAAUGAAUCAAUCAACAAAUAUUGAAGUACGUGGAAAUUAUCAUGAUAAUAUAUGUGGUAUAGGCCAAGAAGAAAUAUAUAGUCUUGAUUUAUGGACAUUUCCAAUGGAUAAUAAAAUCGAAGAACCAAUAUUUACAUUUGAAGGUGCUGUUAUUCAACAAGUUCAAGGUGCACAUUCUGGUCGAUGGUCAAUAGAAAAAACAAUUUAUGAUAAAUUAAAUCUAACAACUGAUUUACCUAAUACUGAUCAUAAAACAUAUUUAAAUACCAUUGUAAAAGAUUAUUGUAUGAAAAGAGUAUGGACUGAUUCACCAAUAACAAAAGAUAUAUCACAUUUACUUCCAUCACCUAAAAGUAUUCUUAAUAAUGAACUUAAUUCUAAUAGUAAUCAAGAUUUAAUUGAAUCAAUCGAACCAUGUAAUGAAUUAGCUGUUUAUUAUGCUCAAAUGGCAAUAAAAGAUCUUAAUUUAAAUCAACAACAUCAUCCAUUAUUAAAUGCAUCAUUAAAUAAAUAUGGUUCACAUUUAAAAGAUAUUCUUAGUGGAGAAAAAAAUGGAUUAGAUAUAUUUGUUGGUGAUGAGGAAAUUGCACAAACUUUUCAACAAGUUAAAACUCUUAUAAGUGCAAUUAAAACACAACAAAUUUUUCAUUCUAUUUGUCAAUAUUUACAAUUACAAUAUGAACAAACUAAAGAUAAUUCAUUUGAAAAUUAUCGAUUACGUAUAUUUUGGUUAACUGAUAGUCAUUGUUCAGAUGUUUUACCUAUUCUUGAUCUUCUUCUUAAUUUAUCACGACAAUCAGGAAAUCAGGAUUUAACAAAUUCUUUAAUUUCUCUUCGUCGUUUACUUGUUCCUAAUGGUCUUCUUUUAUUACUUGAAUUAGUUCAUAUUCCUCUUUAUUUUGAUCUUAUUUUUGGUUUUUUUGAUCAAUGGUGGUCAUCUGAUAAUAAUAAUCGUUCAUUAAAUAAUAUUCAGCAAUGGACAACAUUACGAAAACAAAUCAAAGGAUUUAAUAUUAUUGAAUCAACAUUAAAUCAAAAUGAAACAUUGAAACAAAAUGAAGAACUUUUAUGUGGAACAUUAUCACGUAUUCUUCAAACAACUCAAGAAUCAUCACCACAUUUUCAUCCAUUUGUAUAUGUUCUUACAGAUCAUGCUCAAUUUAAUAAUGAUUCGAAUCUUAAUAUAAUUGCAUCACUAUUUAUUGGUCUCGCACGAAGUUUAGUAACUGAAUAUGAACGAAAUCGAUUAAAACUUAUUGAUCUUCAAACAUCAUUAAAUAAUAAAUUAAUAUUUAUUCAUACUUUAAUAGAAUAUAUGAUUAAUGCAAGAUAUUCAACUGAUACUUGUGAAGUUGUUCUUCGUCUUAAUCAUACAAAUCAAAAUCAAGUUCAACAUUUAACAUGGCAUUAUGAAAUGUUACAAAGAUAUGUUGAUGAUGAACAAGAGAAAUCUAAAUUCGAACAAAUUUCUAUUAUUCCUAAACGAGACGCUGAUCAAAAAUUAUUUCGACUUUGUGUACCACCAUCUCGUUUUCUUUCUGAAUUAACAUGGACUGAAGAAGAUAGAGAAAAAGAAUUAUUACCGGGUAUGGUAGAAGUUCGUGUUCAUUGUGUUGGUAUUAAUUCUCGUGAUGUACUCAAAUCACGUGGUCUUUAUCCAUAUACACGUACUUUUGCACAAUCUGAUGAAAAUCAACCAAGAGUUAAUCAAGAUACAGAACCAGGCUCAGAUUUUGUUGGUACCAUUGUACGUGCA